This is a messenger RNA of Symbiodinium sp. CCMP2592, 582 nucleotides long. NCBI's taxonomy places the organism in Eukaryota, Dinophyceae, Suessiales, Symbiodiniaceae. The record is from the annotation of a GenBank genome assembly.
AUGGCAGCGACUCAGUGCAACAACCGCAAGCUCCUGCAAUGGGGGCUUGUCCUGAUGCUCCUCUCUGUUCUCAGCGUGUCAGUGGGGAUCUUCAAAGGUGCAUCUUGGGCGAUAGGAGUGUCUGCAGCAAUGUCGGUGCUGUUAUUCAUGCUGCUAUUUGUCAUCGUGUUCACGAAGACGGCAGAUAGCGCUGGCACUGGUUCUCCCGGCGUCACCGUGGCACAGAAGGAGUUCCACUGCGUUUGGGCAGCUUGCAAGUUCCGAGAACUGCAGGCAUGUGUUGCCCGCCCAAUCUUUAGCAUUGUCUGCGUUACCAGCGAUCAGAGCAACAGGUGCUUGGUUGUAUGUCGCCAGCUGGAUACAGUUGACCGCCAGCCGCCAGCUAAAAUCUCUUGCCAACGUGCCUGCGCCUGUUGCCUGGAUGAUUAUCACUUGAACACAGAUGUUGCUCUUCUCCCGUGCGGCCACGCCUACCACCAGGAGUGCAUCGCUCGCUGGUGCUUCUCGUCGGUGAAGCAAGUAUCGUGCCCCACGUGCCGGAAGCCUUUCGAACACACGGCAUCGACGAUGACUUCGCUCUGA